UGUGUAUGUAAUUCUUUAACUAGUAUUUGUACCUUAUUGUUUUUGAAGAAUAAAAUUUAAAAGUAGAUUUGUUUAAAUAUCUACAAAACUUGAAAACUUUAAUAUUAGCUUAAGCUUUCCGAUAAAAACACAAAAUAUUUAUUUCGGUGCUACUAUGACCUGGAUGCAAAUACAUUUAAAGGUUUGAUUGUUAAAUAUUAACUUUUGGUGAAACGAAAAUAAUAAUGAAAUGUCUACAAGUUUCCCUAAUUGUAAUCAACAAAUACAAUUUUCUAUGCCAAACAUUUUGUGAAUUAUAGAAAAUAAAUUUUCCACAAAUUUGGCAGGAAAUAUAAAAAAACAAUAAAAUUUGUAAGUUGGUGAAAUAAGCCAGUGAACAACGAACGUGCUUAAUGGGUGUUUAUUAAUUCAAUAUUCUGACAGCAGUCGCAGUAGAGGUUCUAGUUGCAACUACAUCCCUAGUGUCUUCACCUAAUAAAUUCUCAUUACAAUUUAGGUUCUGCUAUUCUGAAAUUUAAAUAGCUGGGUGUGUACUGAAAAUUAUAACUGCUUAGAAACUCUCUGUGGGAAAGCUUAUUGAAUAAUUUACAACACAUGAUCUUUAAAGCCAAACCAGAGAAACAUGGCUAUGAUAUCUACCUAAAAAAAGUAAUAAGUAUGACUGCACCAUCACCAUCGCCAUCAUUAUCAUUGCUCACUUAUUUAACCCCAUAAAAAGUGAAAAAAGAAAGUAACACUAUUAUUGGACUUGGCAAACUGUGAAAACAAUUACUCACGCGCCAGUCCAGUCCAUUUCCAACAUCCUUUCUAUGACUAUGACGUUAUAAAAUAAAUUGGUCAUAAUUUUGUUUUGUUUACAUUGUUAAAAUCUUCUUUCUUUCCUUUUGUUUUUAUUUUAUUCUGUGAACUUCCACCCUUAUUAUACGUCAUUCCAAAACAGUACAGCAAUCGGAUGAACUUAUUUUACAGUACACACAUAAUGUAGUUUCUAUGCAGCUUGUUUCAAUGCCUUUAGGGGUAGACAAUAGACUUUUUUGUUGAAAAUUUGUAUGGCUAUUAGUUCGGACGUGGUUUUCAUUGUCUUAGCAUUCAAAAUAAAAGUUUUCUUGCUUAAUACAGAAAUAUUGUUUUGUUUAAUGAUAUAAUUGACAGUCUGCCCGUUGUAUUUUCUGAUUGUGCAUUUAAAAGAAGUAAUAUGGUAUUAUGAAUAUAUAGGGUUCCUUUUUUAAAUUAAUACCCUGCUUGAUGGAUCCUCAGUGUAGUAUUAUUUCAAAGUUUAAAACAAAUUUAAAAAUGAUGGGUUGUUUGCCAAUUAAGCAUGAAAAACCUGCCGCGGUUAAAGCCAUGAAAGCGGCAUUGUUGAUCCAGCGUUGGUACCGUCGUUACCUGGCUCGCAUGGAAGUUCGACGUCGAUACACCUGGACCAUAUUCCAGAGUAUCGAAUAUGCUGGUGAACAGGAUCAAGUAAAGCUUUACAACUUCUUCAAUGCACUUCUAACUCAUAUCCCAGAUGCUUCUGGGAGAACAUCUGAGUCACAACCAACAUCAAGAGCUUCGUCUACUGACAAUCUAGACGCAAAAUAUUCGGAUGAGUCUGACGAUAAUGCAGAACAAAAUGAUGGAAAUUCCUCUGAAAAGACUUACCGUGGUCCACACCUAAAAUUUCCUCUGGAGAAAAAGGACGUCCAUACUUUGAUAGAUUUGUUUCGUAAGAAAAAAUAUAACCGUUUGCAUGCUAAGUAUGUAGCUGGAAUAUUAAGAGAGGCAUCGAAUAAACUAAAGCGUCUUCCAAAUCUAAAUCCAGCAUCGACCGCUAUUUCCAAACAAGUUACAAUAUGUGGUGAUUUGCACGGAAAGUUAGAUGACCUUUUGGUAGUUUUUCAUAAGAACGGUCUUCCUUCAACUGAGAAUCCCUACGUUUUCAAUGGAGAUUUUGUUGAUCGUGGCAAAAAAGGGCUAGAGGUUUUUCUUUUGUUGCUGUCGUGUUUCCUUGUCUUCCCUGGUGGUGUUUUUUUAAAUCGAGGCAACCACGAGGACACUGUUAUGAAUGCUAGAUACGGAUUUAUUAAAGAAGUUCAACAAAAGUACAAGCAUAAUUCUGAAAAGCUGUUAAAAUUAAUUGAAGAAGUUUAUCGAUGGCUUCCUUUGGGAACGGUUGUUAACAAUAGAGUUCUUAUCGUUCAUGGGGGAAUAUCCGACACUACUAAUUUGGAUCUCAUUAAAAGCUUAGACAGAGGAAAGUAUGUAUCAAUUCUUCGACCACCAAUUGCUGAAGGUGGUGCUGCUCCUGGUGAAGGUAUAGACAAAGUGGAAUGGAAGCAGGUGUUCGAUAUAAUGUGGAGUGACCCACAGCAUUUGGACGGUUGUGAACCUAACAGUCUUCGAGGUGCCGGAACAUAUUUUGGACCUGAUGUAACACAAACUUUUUUGCAAAAAUAUAAACUGUCUUUCUUAGUUCGCUCUCAUGAAUGCAAACCCGAUGGACACGAACUCACUCAUUCAGGAAAGGUCAUAACGAUUUUUUCGGCAUCAAACUACUAUGCUAUCGGAUCUAAUAAAGGGGCUUAUCUAAAGCUUAAUCCACAACUCGACACACAUUUCGUGCAAUACACCUCAGCAGCAUCGAAAACCCGAAAACUUACUUUCCGCCAAAGAGUUGGCUUAAUUGAAAGUUCGGCUUUGCAGGAGUUGGGAGCCAAAUUGCUUGACAAACGCCAAGAGCUAGAACGUGAGUUUAAGAAAAGGGAUACGAAGGGAACAGGCAAGAUAAGCCUUUCAAAGUGGUGUGAGGCAAUGGAAGAGGCUACUCAUUUAGGUUUACCAUGGAGGUUGCUUAGAGAAAAACUUGCUCCUUCGACAGUAGAUACGAAUACUGCGGCAUAUGUUUCGGGACAAACAACAAACGUUACAGAAAUUUGCUAUAGAAAUACUCUAGAACUGUUGGACACAGAUAUUAUAAAAACUGCUCAGGCUGGGAGUACAUCAGUGGCAGAUUCUCUUUACAAGAACAAAAGUAGCCUCGAAGCUAUUUUCCGUAUUUUAGAUAAAGAUAAUUCAGGUUAUAUAUCCCUGGAAGAGUUUGGUGAAGCAUGUGAUCUUCUUGAACAUCAUUUACCUGGUACUGAUACACGAGAACAAUUACUAGAAAUGUGCAAAAUGAUGGAUAUAAAUAAGGACGGUUCGGUAGAUUUAAAUGAAUUCCUAGAAGCAUUUAGAUUGUGCGAACAAGCUCGACGUGGAGAAGUACCUAGCUCAGUAAACUCACCUUCUGAGGGGAAAACGAUAAAUAUUGUUUGCGAUAAAAAUGGUCGAACAGUUAAGGGCCCUCGAAUCGCUUCAGAAGAUGAUGAUGGUGAUAUUGAUCCAUACGACCACGAUUCAAAAAUGCUCGUUACUAAAUCAAAGCAAAAAGAUGCACUGCCUAAGAAUAAAAAUCGUGCAGACUAAACAAAUACUAUAUUGUCAAAAAUACUAUAAUAUAUUUUACUAACAUACCUAAGAAUUUCUUAUUAUGCUUUAUGAAUUUACUUAAAUAAUUUUUUACAAUUUGAUCUACAUGAUACACAAAAUUUAUUUAUUUAAUUACUUAAUCUACGAGUAAAACAAUUUUCAGUUACUUAUACAUGCAUAUAUUUAUAAUAUUAUAUUUAUGUACUUAUAUUAAUUUCAAAUAUUUAUAAAGACUGUGUUAUUGUUUUAAUUUUAAUGUUGCCUAUCCGUCCAUGGGCAUUAAUUUUUUAUAUUGUUCAUAUAGAUAAUACAAUACCUAUAGCUUGAAUGAUGACAACAACUCUUGUCGUCCGUCGUUAAAUUAAGUAAAAUAAUUUCUAUUAUGUAAGUUUUAACAGUCAACGAUGCUUUAACAGGAAAAAAAUUGCAAUUGCAAAACACAAGCUUUAAUUAAUAAAUUUAAAACAAAAUCUUAAGAUAAAACUAUCAAAGAAAACAUAUAAAAAAUAAAAUUUAUGCGUCACCGGUGUACCUAUUGAGUAUCUGGUUUUUAAUGCAAUUAUCAAUAUAAAAGGGAUCAAAUUAUUUAUUUAAUAUAUUUAGAUUAGUUGAAGUAUAUACAACUUAACCGUAGAGAUGUAUUUUGCUAAAUCAAACCAUGAAAGCAAUCGUUAAAGAACUUUUUACAAAUAAAAAAUCUAUAGCUUUUCAAGUUGUUUGUUCAUGUUCAUCAUUAUUUAACUGAACAACUUCUUUCUAUUGAAAUACAAGAAUAAAACAUUUUAGCAGUUUUAUUUAUACCAAUUUAAAAUGUACUUAUUGUAAUUGAUGAACAGCAAUUAUUUUGGUACAAAUUUAUAACUGUUGUAAAAUUGAUGAGGUAAUAUAAUAUUGCCAAAUUGAUUUAAAAAAGAAAUUAAUUCAUUCAUGUAAUAAAUUAAUUUUUCAAUUUUAUCUUACAUACUCUGUAAAAACUCAAUUUAAAUGUAACAUUCCUUCUUUAAAAAUAAUUCUUUGAAUAAACGUUAGCACUGAAAGCUUAUCAUUACAUUAAAUAA
Molecule: messenger RNA, 4508 nt
Organism: Eupeodes corollae
Lineage: Eukaryota; Metazoa; Arthropoda; Insecta; Diptera; Syrphidae
Gene: rdgC
Product: serine/threonine-protein phosphatase rdgC
Exons: 14
Coding region: 1246-3447 (733 amino acids)
Biological process (GO): detection of stimulus involved in sensory perception
Cellular component (GO): cytosol; nucleus
Molecular function (GO): manganese ion binding; iron ion binding; protein serine/threonine phosphatase activity
Source: RefSeq, a predicted model, not a curated record